Eremomyces bilateralis CBS 781.70 is the source of this 2460-nucleotide messenger RNA. Its product is annotated as aromatic amino acid aminotransferas-like protein. Gene Ontology annotation, biological process: biosynthetic process. Gene Ontology annotation, molecular function: transaminase activity; pyridoxal phosphate binding. NCBI's taxonomy places the organism in Eukaryota, Fungi, Ascomycota, Dothideomycetes, Eremomycetales, Eremomycetaceae. The transcript is spliced from 2 exons. The record is from RefSeq and is a predicted model, not a curated record. Bases 251 to 2137 code for a protein of 628 amino acids.
AAACGCUCAAAGGUUUAACGGCCCAACAGUGCUGGCGGCCGAGAUCAGCGAUGAGCGAGGUGCCAUUGGUAUUGGCCGUGUUGAUAACAGAAGUUCCAUGAUAUCUGCUUAUCAAUCUACCAGUAACCCUUUCUUGCGGCCAUCUUCUGGUUGAAUUGAGGCCUUUCUCUUGAUCAUUUGAAUACCUCAAGGUUUGAAUGCUCGUUUCAUCUCAAGCAAGCCUUUUUCUCCCUCUAACUGACAGCGAACCAUGGCAUCAAUGUCGGAGACUAUGCCUCUCCCGGAACCAAAGGACCUUACCCACCACCUCUCUAGAACCACCAAGAACCGCAAGUCGUCAAACAUCAAGAAGUUCUACAAAUUCUUCGAGAUCCCUGGAAUUGGCCAGCUUGCAGGCGGACUCCCGAAUCCGUCUUAUUUCCCUUACGAUACAUUUGAGGCAACAGUAGCUCAUGCGAACCGAUGGCAACCGAUGGACGGAACGGCGGCUGAGGAUAUAAACCCACAAAAGACGACUGUGAAAGCGUCAAGGAGCUCGUCUGACGAACCGUCGAUACUGCCGGCAUCUCGCCUCCUCGUGCCGAGAACUGACGACGCAGACGUCAGCCGGAAGAUCGACUUGACGACUGCACUUCAAUAUGGUACCGCAGAAGGAUAUCCGGCUCUACAUUCGUUCAUUCGGGAGUUCACACGAGAGCAUCUGCAUUCGCACAUUCCGUACGCAGGAGGGCCGGAAGUGAUCCUAACAUGUGGAUCCACGGACGGUUUCUCAAAAGCGAUUCAAUGUUUCAAUAACGAAUGGGAUGGGGCCCAUGAUCCGAUUGAGGAGAAGGAAGGGUUAUUGGUGGAAGAAUAUGCAUAUAUGAAUGCGAUUCAGACGGCAGAACCGAGGGGGAUGAAUGUCGUGCCGGUGGCGAUUGACAAUGAGGGGAUGGUGGCAGAGGGGAAAGGAGGGCUGAGAGAGGUGUUGGAGAAUUGGGAUUUGAAGAAGGGGAAAAUGCCGCAUUUGAUGUAUACGGUCACUAUCGGCCAGAAUCCCACCAGCGGAACCCUCGGUGUUCCGCGUCGAAAGCAACUCUACGCCCUCUGCCAGCAAUACGACAUCAUUAUCAUUGAAGACGAGCCCUACUGGUAUCUUCAAUAUCCAUCUUCUUACCCUCCAGACCCCGCCUUUUCCCGACAUGAUGCACGGAUCAGCGAUUCACGGCCGCCUUUCCUCCGCUCUCUUGUCCCCUCCUACCUCACCAUCGACACUGACGGCCGCGUCGUCCGGCUCGAUACGUUUUCCAAAACCGUUGCCCCCGGAUGCCGUCUCGGAUGGAUCACCGCGCAACCCGCUCUCGUCGAGCGGAUCCUCAGAAUCACCGAAACCUCGACGCAGCAGCCCAGCGGCUUUGUGCAGAGCAUGAUCGCCGAGCUAAUCAUGGGGCCAUCCCAAGCAUCCUCCGCGUCCGGCCCUCGAACCACCGACCACAAGCCUCAUUCAACGGGCUGGUUUUCUCGCGCCCAGGCGCAAGACUCGGGCGAGGAAAAGCAAGCCGUCGGCUGGCAGUUCGACGGCUGGAUCCGCUGGCUGGAAGGCCUACGCGGCGAAUAUGAGCGCCGGAUGUCCGAAAUGUGCGACGUUCUCUCCUCGGGCCGACAUGUCCUCAAGCACGGGCGGCGCCUCUCUCUUGAAACCUCCAUCGGCACCGAGGACUGGGCCGUCGUAGAGAAAGUCGCUACAUUUAACUUCAUGCGGCCGCUUGGUGGCAUGUUCAUCUGGUUGCGGUUCGCGUUCGAGACGCACCCGUUAUUUACCAACCGAGGGCGGGAGGGAAAGUUCACCGGGGAAAAGCUGAGUAAGGCAUUGUGGGUGUAUUGGAUGCAAGACCCGUUCAAGGUCCUGUUGAGCCCCGGCCAGAUAUUCGCGGCGAGCGAGGAGGUGUUGGUGGAGGAUGCGUGGAAAUGCUAUCGGGUGUGUUUCGCGGCAAUUGAAAAGGAAGAGGUGAAGAAAAUUAGCGAGAGGCUGGUGAAAGGGGUGCACAAAUUUUGGAGGAUCAAAGAUCCGAAGGAGGUGGAAGGUCUUCUGAAAGAGGUGGACAUGGCGGAUGUGGGGGAGCUGGGGGGCAUGAUGAGUUUGAUGGGGAUGUGCUAGGUGAGUGGACCUAAGACGGACGAAAUUGAUGGCACGACGCACUUGACGUACGCCCCCCGACAUUCAUAAACCGGGAAGAUAUACAGGCUUAUCUGACUAGAAGGUACAAUCGGCAGAUAUGAGGUCUUGCCUCUACUCUAGCAAGGUAAGGUCCAAUAUGGGGAGCAGCUUUGGUUUUUCUCAACCCUGGGGGGGUAUACUUUAAGUUCAUUGGUUUCGUCCAGUGGAAUUGAUAUGGCCCAGAGAGAGGAGAGUAUAGUUACGAUAGAGUUAUGGAUUUCAAUGUACUUGACGAUACUAAUGGAAUAGAAUUCACCUUCGAC